Tinamus guttatus (white-throated tinamou) is the source of this 2226-nucleotide messenger RNA. RefSeq names its product mitogen-activated protein kinase kinase kinase 2 (gene MAP3K2). Gene Ontology annotation, molecular function: ATP binding; protein binding; protein kinase activity. Gene Ontology annotation, biological process: protein phosphorylation. Lineage: Eukaryota; Metazoa; Chordata; Aves; Tinamiformes; Tinamidae. The record is from RefSeq and is a predicted model, not a curated record.
AGGUUAUAAAAUAAUGGUAACGGGGCGGCCAUUUCCCUGAAGUUCAGGUUUUCAGGCUCGCUGCCAUUAUGGAUGAGCAGCAAGCUUUGAAUUCAAUCAUGCAGGAUUUGGCUGUGCUUCAUAAGGCCAGUCGUCCUGUAUUGCCCCAGCAAGAAUCAGGAAAACCAAAGUCAUCAUCACCUAAAAAACAGAAUGAUGUUAGAGUCAAAUUUGAACAUCGAGGUGAAAAAAGGAUCCUGCAGUUUUCCAGGCCUGUCAAGUUAGAAGAUCUUGCAGCUAAAGCUAAAGUUGCUUUUGGGCAGACUAUGGAUUUGCAUUACAGCAAUAAUGAGCUUGGGAUUCCGUUAACCACACAGGAUGACCUAGACAAAGCUGUUGAGCUGCUUGACCGUAGUGUUCACAUGAAGAGUCUCAAGAUAUUGCUUGUAAUACAUGGAAAUACACAGUCACCCAGUGUAAAUCAUGCGGAACCCUUGCCCUCAUUGGAAGAUUUAGAUAAUACAGUGUUUGGUGCGGCAGAAAGGAAAAGGCGCCUUUCUGUAAUAGGCUCUAACACUCGCGAUAGGAGUUCACCUCCUCCAGGAUACAUUCCAGACGAGCUGCAUCAAGUUGCCAGAAACGGGUCCUUUACCAGUAUCAACAGUGAGGGUGAAUUCAUUCCAGAAAGUAUGGAUCAGAUGCUGGAUCCGUUGUCUCUGAGUAGUCCUGAAAAUUCUGGUUCGGGAAGUUGUCCGUCACUUGACAGUCCUUUAGAUGGAGACAACUACCCCAAAUCUCGGAUGCCAAGAGCACAGAGCUAUCCAGAUAAUCAUCAGGAGUUCUCAGUAGAGUAUGAUAUCCCAAUAUUUGAGAAAUUUGGAAAGGGUGGGACUUAUCCCCGACGGUAUCAUAUUUCAUAUCAUCAGCAAGACUACAAUGAUGGCCGUAAAACUUUUCCAAGAGCCAGAAGGACUCAGGGCAACACGUUCCGAUCCCCCGUUAGCUUCAGUCCCACCGACCACUCGCUAAGCACGAGCAGCGGGAGCAGCGUCUUCACGCCCGAGUAUGAGGAUAACAGAAUGAGGAGGAGGGGAAGCGACAUCGACAAUCCGACCUUGUCGGUCAUGGACAUCAGCCCUCCCAGUCGCUCGCCACGAGCUCCAACUAACUGGAGACUUGGUAAACUGCUGGGACAAGGUGCAUUUGGUAGAGUAUACCUAUGCUACGAUGCUGAUACUGGAAGAGAACUUGCUGUUAAACAAGUUCAGUUCGAUCCGGAUAGUCCAGAAACCAGCAAGGAAGUAAAUGCACUUGAAUGUGAAAUUCAAUUGCUGAAAAAUCUGCAUCAUGAAAGAAUAGUCCAGUAUUACGGUUUCUUAAGAGAUCCGCCAGAAAGGACACUCUCUAUAUUCAUGGAAUAUAUGCCUGGGGGUUCUAUCAAGGACCAAUUAAAAUCAUACGGAGCACUCACAGAGAAUGUGACUCGUAAAUACACACGGCAGAUUUUGGAAGGAGUUCACUAUUUGCACAGUAACAUGAUUGUUCAUCGAGAUAUUAAAGGAGCAAAUAUUCUGCGAGAUUCAGCAGGCAAUGUGAAGCUCGGUGAUUUUGGUGCCAGCAAACGACUCCAGACUAUCUGUCUCUCUGGUACAGGAAUGAAAUCUGUCACAGGAACUCCAUACUGGAUGAGUCCAGAGGUUAUUAGUGGAGAAGGAUAUGGCAGAAAAGCAGAUAUCUGGAGCGUAGGUUGUACAGUGGUAGAAAUGCUCACUGAGAAGCCCCCUUGGGCAGAGUUCGAAGCUAUGGCUGCCAUCUUUAAAAUUGCCACUCAGCCAACGAACCCCCAGUUACCACCUCAUGUCUCAGACCAUGCUCGGGAUUUCUUGAAACGGAUUUUUAUCGAGGCCAAGCUGCGACCGUUUGCAGAUGAACUGCUAAGACACACGUUUGCACACUAUCACUAACAGCCUGCCUCAACUCUGCUUGCAUCUACUGCAUUUAUUUUCUAUUUGACUGCACUUUUAUUUUUUAUUUUUUACAAAAAAGAAGAAAAAGACAAGAGAGAGAACCCAUUCUCUUGAAUCUUUGUUUCACUUAGAUUGUAAACAAUCUGAAUUUUGUAUGUAAAAUGAGAAUCUUCCUUCCCCCACUCGCACCAGGACUAGAACUUUUUGUUUCUAUAAUGUACUGAUGUGGUUCAUGUAGAUAAAGCACUUUAGUACAUACUUGUUCCUUAUUUAAAGAGGA